AUUCAAACACAAGAGAACGUUUACUUAUUUUCGGUGUUGCCAGGGUUGAAGAAUUUCCGAAAACAACUUCUCAGUUUUUCAACAGUAACGUUCAGCAAAGACAGGUUAAAUAAGAAUACAAUCUGAACUUAAUGUAAUUAGAAUUAGAAAACUGCUGUUAAUCUAAAAAGAUAUUCUAUAUUACCGUCUCUGGUCUAAGUUACUGCUUUUAAACGUGACAGUGGUUACGUGACCGGAAAGUGUCAAACAUGGCAACAUAGACUUCCUCCACCAUUGGAUUUAAAGCGGGAACGAGACGAAGCAAUGGUCUAAAAAGUUUACUAACUUACAGCUGGCAUAACAGUUGUGAAACAUCGUGCCAAUGGAUCGUUUGUGGUGAUAAACACGCGUACACGACUCGUGUGCCGUUUAUUAGUGUAAAAUUACGGAAUAAUGUAACGUACGUUGAGCAAAGCAGCUAACCGACAAAUCCGGAGAAACGUCGAGGCACUAACGUUACGUAACGUUACACGGGACAAACAAGGACAUCCUGGGCAUGUUGACUAAAGAAAGGAGGGCAGUAAAAACGUCUUUUACUCAAUGAAAGAGAAAUUAAUGAAUAGAAUGAAGCCGAAACGUAUCCAGAGGCGUAACGUUACAGGACCCAAGUGGCAAGGGAAAGGCGCCAGUACUGGUGGUGACAAAGCAGCCCUGAGCCAAGCUAAGCCAACGUGUGUGUCCUCUACUGCUCAAGUCAAACCUUUUGCUGGGAAAGUGUUUUACCUGGAUCUGCCAUCAAACAGAAUAGCAGAGACAUUGGAGAAUGACAUCAAAAACCUGGGAGGGACUGUUGAGAAGUUCUUCAGUAAGGAAAUUAAGUAUCUGGUAUCCAACAAGCGGGAGGCUAGAUAUGCGCAGUGCCUCAGGCAGGACUCUCCUGUCCCCAGCCCGGACUCCGGCCCGAGUUCACCUCACCCUCGAACAAACCAGCACCAGCCUGGCACCCGUGGGGACAACAUCAAAAGCAAGUCUCAGGGCCAAACAGACUCUUUUGUUCAAAGUCGAGGGAAGUCUUUGGUGGAGAGAGUGGUGAAAGAGCAGGAGAGGGUGAAAAUUAACAAGAUCCUGUCAAAUGCUCUGGAGUGGGGUGUGAAAAUCCUCUACAUAGAUGAUAUAAUGGCAUAUGUUCAGAAGAAAAAAAAGCUUGUCAGCAGCCUGUGUCCUGCUACCACUGCUGUCAAAACAAGUGUAAGUGUACAGGUCAAAGCUCAGUCCGAAGCAAAGCAAGGCUUUCAGAAAUGCAAAGGGGGAAGGAUCAGUAAACCGUUUGUUAAGGUUGAGGAUUCAAGCAGACACUACCGUCCAGUCUACCUCACUAUGCCUAACAUGCCUGAGUUCAACCUGAAGACUAUUCCUCCAUGUAGUCCUUUCUGUGUCGAGGACAAGGAUCCUCCUGGGAACAAACAGCCGGGACACAGAGGUGCAAAAGCGUCAGCCAGUGAACACUGCCGAAGGAAGACGAGAGACAAGAAACGAGGCGGCUACUGCGAGUGCUGUAUGACCAAAUAUGAGAACGUCACCACGCAUCUAAAGAGUGAACGUCACAAGGCUUUCUCCAAGAGUGACAAAUACCUGGUGGUGGACAAACUGGUUUCAGCUCUGCAGCACUGCAACUUUCUCCAUAUCAAAACUCAAGUUAAAAGACCAAAGUGCAGUGUUUCCUCUGUUCUGAUGGUUCCUGGACCAUGUGGGAAAACUGUGCAAAGACACAAGGGAGAUCUUGAUACCACAGAAGAAGAGCAGCCCCAGACUCUCGAUGGGCACGAGGGUUCUUAUUCAGGACCCACUUUAAAAAUCAGAUCAGAUGCUGGUUCUGCCCCUCUGAUUCACAGGGAGGGGGAGCGGAGGAGCUAUUACACACACUCAGACAGAUCCAAGCACAAAUCUAUUUCACAUAAACGGCCGUGUAGACAGAAUUCUUUGACUUCUUGCUCUCAAAAACCUGAGCAAGCUCCAAUUCCUCAGCCCAAGAUGGAAACGGCCCCCUCUAGAGGUGAAUGUCUUCCCUCUAUUCCCUCCAGAGAUACUCGGGUCAACAAAGUGGACCAAACAAUAACUCAAGACAUGAACAGCUCAACCUCUCACUUCCAUAAUAUGAACGUACAGAAUGAAGCUUCUUCAAAAUGCCUUGAUGUUAAAACAAAUCAACAAGAGGAGUCUGAUAAGAAACAGGAUUCCUUAGUGAGUGAGGCUGUUGAGGAUGGAAACAUGUUGCCUGACAAAAUGACUGCAAACAACCUCUCAGAAAGGAAAGAAGCGAGCCUUCCUUCACUAAGCUUCUCUCCGGUCCGGAAAAUACAGAGGAGGGUGAGAGUUUAUAAACGCAAAAGACGGAAAGUAAACACACCCGUUGAACAGGUAAAGCCAAGUGACAUUCCCAACGACUCCAGGCUGAAACUUUGGGAACUUUUUCAGUCAAGUGAUGACAUGGACGUGGAAUUUUUGGGCUUUAAGGACUAGGAAGUGAGGGGACUGAACUGAAGGGAUGAACUGGACUAUUUUGGAUAUAUUGCCUUUUCCAAUACUUGAACCAAAUUACAUUCUGUGCCAUUGACUAUACAAGCUACUAGAUUUUUCUUAUCUUCAGAAACAUCAGUUUAACUAUGGCUGAGUGAUCUACAGUGGCUUAUUGUCUUUCAGGCACGAAGAAAGCCUAAUUCUUUCCUCCAUUUUUUUUUUUUUCAUAUAAGAUGAAAGGCAGCUCCUGAUGUGCUGUAGCAUUUUGUACACAGCAUUGUAUAAGAUAUAAAACUAAACCAGCAAACGACAUUCCUAAUUCUCUUUACAAUGGCUUUAAAAUGACAUUUUCUUGUGCUGCAAAAACUGGUUGAAAAUACAUUUAUAUUUAAAUUUUAAACUCAACCCAAAGACGACACAGAACUUGGAAAUUGAAGAAAUGUAUUUGAAACUAAUAUUGCCAUAAAAUUGGUCUUAAAUGAACAGAAUUUAGUGACGCCUACAAAGUAUUAAGGAGGCCUUAUUUUAGACAGGGAACAGUCAUUUGUGUUAUGUAUUUUUAAAUUUCACAAAUUUGAUAACUUUUGCCACUUGAAAAUCUAUGAAAUACUGUGUGAAUUAAUUAAUUAAUUAACAAGUGUUUAUUUUCAUAGUUUAUAGUCUCUGGUUGAAGUCGUUGCCACUGUAUGUGUUCAGGGAAAAGGAGCAUUAUAUGAAAAAAGGCAGCUUUAGUCAUAUUUUCCACAGUUAUCUGAAGAAAGGUGACUUGAAUCUUCCUGGAGGAACAGGAAACUGGUUUUAUAUGUAUACAAAAUACAUAGAGUGGUUGCAUAUCUAUUUUAAUGUGAAUGACCUGCAGGUUGGAUGUGUGGUACUAUGUAUAUGACAUUUUAGGAUUCUUCCUAAGUGCACUUUUCAUGACCUGCCUUCACAUGCUUUUUCUGAUGCAUUAGCUCAGCUUCUUCUUUUCCCCACAUUUAGCGCAUUAGCAUAGUACCCUUGUUCUCUCUGUCUGCUCUUAAACGGAUGCACUGGGUCAAAUGGCAGUCUCUGUGCCUCUUAAGAAAAAUACUUAUUUUGAGGUACAAACACAGCUGCAAAUAAACUGACAAAGGCAACACUGAA
Sander lucioperca (pikeperch) is the source of this 3621-nucleotide messenger RNA. RefSeq names its product DBF4 zinc finger (gene dbf4). The record is from RefSeq and is a predicted model, not a curated record. Gene Ontology annotation, biological process: positive regulation of nuclear cell cycle DNA replication; regulation of cell cycle phase transition. The transcript has 13 exons. Gene Ontology annotation, cellular component: Dbf4-dependent protein kinase complex; nucleus. Lineage: Eukaryota; Metazoa; Chordata; Actinopteri; Perciformes; Percidae. The coding region runs from base 580 to 2499 and encodes 639 amino acids. Gene Ontology annotation, molecular function: protein serine/threonine kinase activator activity; nucleic acid binding; zinc ion binding.